CCAGUUCGGUGUUAGUCGCUAAUUGAGAUCCACCCGGGACACCAAGAGCGGGUCCAGAACUUCGAGAGCAUCCCAGAGACGAGAUCGUUCCGCGCAUUCCGAAUCAAUUUCGAUGGCCUGCUGAAAGAAUCUGCGCCUCAAGCUCAGCUGUGAUAUAAAUAGGAAUUGCAAGACAAAAAAAUUAUACAAACCCAAAAGUAGUACGUCUUAUUACGCCUGUGUUGCGGAGCAAAAAAAUGCAUUCCUUGGCAAUAGUCGGACUUUUGUGGUGUGGCCUGAUGGCUGUCAGCUGGGCGGCCACCACCCAACCUCCGCCAUUGAUUCGAACCCUCAGUGCCGGCGGAGACAUAGGACCUCAGUUUAAAUUAAAUCAGGACAGCGACAAACCCAAGGAACCAGAAGAUGCGGAAUUCUGGCAUAAAGUGGGUCUCAAGCAGCUGGAGAAGACGAUCAAGCAGGCCCAGCGAGUGAAGGAGAACUCCUACCAGAAAAAGGCCCGCAACAUCAUAAUCUUCAUCGGAGAUGGCAUGGGUAUAUCCACCAUCAGUGCUGGUCGCAUUUACAAGGGCCAGUACCUGAAGCAUGGAAUGGGCGAGGAGGAGACCUUGGUGUUUGACCAUUUCCCCAACACUGGAAUGGCAAAGACCUACAAUGUGGACAAGCAAGUACCGGAUUCAGCAGGAACCGCCACAGCUAUUUUCUCUGGAUCCAAGACCCAUUACGGUGCCAUCGGAAUGGAUGCCACGCGCUCCAAGAAGAAUGGUCAGCAAGGACGUGUCGAGAGCGUUAUGGAGUGGGCCCAAAAGGAGAAAAAGCGAACUGGAAUAGUUACCACCACUCGAAUUACCCAUGCCACGCCAGCUGCAACCUACGCCCACAUCUACGAUCGGGAUUGGGAGUGCGACACAGAGGUUCCCGCCGAGUCCGUGGGCAUUCAUGUGGAUAUUGCCCGACAACUGGUGGAGAACGAGCCAGGCAAUCGCUUCAACGUGAUCCUGGGUGGUGGAAUGUCUCCGAUGGGCAUCCUUAAUGCAUCCGAAGUGAAAACGACAGUUUUCGAGGGACCCACGGAAACAAUUUGCCGACGUGCGGACGGAAGGAGACUACCACAAGAGUGGUUGGCCCAUCACGCCAACGAUUCCGUUCCCCCGGCAUUGGUUCACAACCGACGGGACUUAUUGAACGUGGAUGCCAAAAAGGUGGACCAUCUGAUGGGUCUCUUCCGUAACAAUCACAUCACUUACUCCGUGGCCAGGGAAGUGGGAGAACCUUCCCUGCAAGAAAUGACAGAGGUGGCCUUGAAAGUCCUCGAAAGGGGUGAAGACUCUAAUGGAUAUGUGCUCCUGGUAGAAGGAGGCCGCAUAGAUCAGGGCCAUCACAUGAACUAUGCCCGGGCUGCUCUCCACGAACUCUACGAAUUUGAUCUGGCCAUCCAGGCGGCCGUGAAUGCCACCGAUCCAGACGAGACCCUCAUUCUGGUUACUGCCGACCACUCACACGCGGUCACAUUCAAUGGCUAUGCCCUCCGCGGUCAUGACAUCCUGGGAGCAGCCAAUUCUCAUGAGAAAAACGAUCCUAUGAUGUACGAAACCAUAUCCUAUGCCAAUGGUCCUGGCUAUUAUGACCACCUGGCCAAUGACUCGAGGCCCCAGAAUAGUUCCAAUAUGUGGAUGCCUCUGAAGCUUUUCACGGAAGAGGAGCGCGCUGCUCCCACCUACCGCCAUUUGGCUGCUGUUCCCCGCAAGGACGAAACUCAUGGCGGCGAGGAUGUUGCUGUGUUCGCCUAUGGUCCAGGCUCGAGCUUAAUCCGUGGAGUUUUCGAACAGAAUUAUCUUGCCUAUGUGAUGAGCUAUACUGGCUGCCUUGGCCCUGCCAAGGAUUUCGAUGAAACGUGUAAAAAUCACAAGGAUACCGAAGACAAGCGGGAAGCUAGUGCAGCUAAAAGCAGCGCCACUGUUGUACAAGUCACCCUGAUUCCCAGUUUGGUUGCUGUUAUUAUCGGGCAUCUGUUGUAAAUAUGGGUUUUAAUUAGUUUUACGGCUUAUGUAGUUGAAGAAGAGAUUUGUUGAAAUUUACCAAAUACACUCACUAAAAA
Molecule: messenger RNA, 2095 nt
Organism: Drosophila bipectinata
Lineage: Eukaryota; Metazoa; Arthropoda; Insecta; Diptera; Drosophilidae
Gene: Alp4
Product: Alkaline phosphatase 4
Biological process (GO): dephosphorylation
Molecular function (GO): alkaline phosphatase activity
Source: RefSeq, a predicted model, not a curated record